This is a messenger RNA of Dinoponera quadriceps, 942 nucleotides long. RefSeq lists its product as uncharacterized. The record is from RefSeq and is a predicted model, not a curated record. The transcript has 6 exons. Bases 1 to 942 code for a protein of 313 amino acids. Lineage: Eukaryota; Metazoa; Arthropoda; Insecta; Hymenoptera; Formicidae.
AUGCGGCACAUUCAGUACGCGUCGUUGUGCUUGAUCGCGCUUGUCCUGGGACAAACAGCGGCAUUACCGCAGCACCCUCAAUAUCACACCCAACAAUAUCAGCAACAAGUCAGGGAAGAGAGAAAGUUUGCCGAAAAACCGAACGCGAUGAAAAAGGUGGCGAUCGACGACCUCGAGGAUAUCAGCACCAAUUCGAUUCAGGAGGGUGGCAGUAGCGGCUUCUCGUGGUCCAACAUGCUAGGAAUGCUGAUGCAGAUGUUGUUGGGACAGACCGGAGGUGCGACCAGUCCCAGCAAGAACGAGAUAGACGACGGCGCAUCGACAAGCCCGUGGACUAAUCUGCUGUCUGUGGGUCUCAGGGUUCUCACGGCGUUGUUGGGCGGGCCUCAACAGCCGGUGGACGGUAUCGACAAAGUGGACAAUCAGAGCAGCCCCAUGCAGGAAAUUUUGACUGCGGUGCUGGGCACGUUUCUAGGACAGGGCAGAGAUCCCCAACAGAUUGCUGUAAUGGCGAAAAACGCUUCCGAGCAGUUUAUCAGCAUAGUCAUCAACUUGCUGGACGCUCUGAAGACGUCGUUCUCCCAUCGUUCUUUGACUGCUCGCUCGCUGGGAAGACGCGACACCGUCUCCGAGGCUGCGAUAGCGUCCAUCUCUAUGCUCAAGGGUUACAUGAGAUCCGUCAAGUCCUUCAGCUACGUAGGCCACGACGAGGUGGAGGGCCAUCGCGGAUGCGCCGAGAGAGCCCUUUGCGAAGCCAGUGCCGAGUGCAUCGCUGAUACGCAAGGCCCGUCAUCGAUUUUCUGCCAACUCGGAUCGUAUGCGACGAGCUAUCUUCUGCAAAGGCAGAGUGGCGUCGGCUUCGAAGCCCUGUACGAGGCGGGACGACGCGGCCGCACGGGAGAAGACUGCAGGAACCUUUUCAUAGAUUGCAAUGCCGUAUGA